Molecule: messenger RNA, 2894 nt
Organism: Effrenium voratum
Lineage: Eukaryota; Dinophyceae; Suessiales; Symbiodiniaceae
Source: the annotation of a GenBank genome assembly
GAAAGACCCCGGCAUCUCACACAAAACAUCGCGCUGAAACGCCCCUCUGCGGGAGCAUGGCUCGAGCGGAUGGUACGCUGGAGAGACCUGCUCCGGGCCGCAGAGCCCCCGGCCGCGGACGCCGCGGAUCCCCCGAAAGCGGCUCCGGCUCCGCACGCGGCGCCGGCGGCCCAUGGUGCCAAUGGCGAUGCGGAGGAGGACGACGACCUGCCGCCCUUGGUGUCCCAUGAGCCGGUGCUGACGGCCGACGCCUGGGUGGAUCCGGAGCCAAACGACCCCGACCCGCAGGACGCGCCGACGUCCAGGCAAGAGGAGCCGGAAGCUCAAGAGGUGCCGGAGGAGGAAGAGGAGGAGGAGGAGGAAGAGAUCUCUGAGUCGGAGGAGGAAGAGGAAGAGGCGGAGCCGGUGGUCUUCGAGCAGCCGCCCUUGGAGAGAAUUGAGCGCCCAGAGCCAGAGGGUAUCGCCGCAGGGCCCUGGCGCGCUGGGCACUUUGAGUUCUUCGCAGCCUUCGAUAGCGGCAACCUGGCGAAUGCGCGCCUGGUGUUGCCAGAGGAGGAGGCCGCGCCCAGCGCGGAGGAUGCGGACGUGGUCUGGGCGGCGCAGCCAGAGAGUCGGCUCCUCUACAAGUUGGCGAAGACCUGCGCGGUGCGCACGGAGCCCUCUGCCAAGGCGAAGCUCAUCACCAAGAAGUCCGCCGGCGCCCGGCUGUACGCGAACUGCCGACAGACCCUGCAUGGGUGGCAGAAGCUGGCGGAUGAGGAGGGUUGGGCGCAGCUCUCCGCCCCCGCCGAAGGCGGUGAGGUGAAGCGCUUCACCCCGCCCAACGCCGGCGACGCCGAAGUUGAAGUUGCAGAAGGUGCCGAGCAAAAGCUGCCAGCUGCCAACGGCGCCAGCUCCGAAGCGCGCGGGGGCUACCCGGCUCCGGCUCCUUCGAGCCUCGAGCUGACCUUCGAGGUCACAGCGCGCGCCGACUGCGCCGGCACGGACUUCGCCUCCGAGGAGUGCCAGUGGUUCCACUUCGGCCUCCGCGCGGACGCGGAGAACGGGGAUGCCGUCCCCGUUCUGCAAGCCGGCCAGCUGCUGCGAUUUCGAGUGCUGGGGCUCAGCCGCUUCCGGCGCCUCGAGACCACCCGCGUCAGCGGGCAGCUGCUGACGGACGGUCUGCAGCCGGUGGUCUCGGAGGACGGCAGAUGGCGGCUGGUGGAAGGAGACAUCGGCAUGCUGCGCACCCAGGCUGGAAUGGCCUUCACCUUUGAGCACCGGGUGGAGAGACCUUGCAAGGAGCUGCGCUUUGCCCUGACCUUCCCCUAUCCUCUGGGCCGCAUCUGGUCGCACCUGGCGGAAGUCACGGAGCGGCUGGUGGCCAAAGGCAACUACGUGGCGCGGGAGGUCCUCUGCAGCUCCUUAGGAGGUUUGCCCAUCGAGUUGCUGACCAUCACCCACUGCUCCGACCGCCAUACCGAGCGCUUGCCGGGCUUGGACCAGGAGGGCAAGGGCGAUGCCAGCGACGCGCGGCCCUGGAUCUUCCCGAAGCGCCGUGCGGUGUUCGUGAGCGCGCGGGUGCACCCGGGGGAGACCCCGGCCAGCUACAUGUUGGAAGGGCUCUUGGACUUCCUCGCCUCUGGCACCGCGGCUGCUCAGGAGCUGCUGCGGCGCUUCGUGUUCUUCAUCCUGCCGGUGCUCAACCCCGACGGGGUGGCGUGCGGCCACCACCGCCUGGACUUGCGGGCGGAGAACCUGAACCGAGUCUACGGCAAGGCCUCCUGGGAGGAUCAUCCCUCCGUGGUGGCGGCCGAGAAGGCUUGCCUCCGCGCGCACCGGCACCAGGGGCUGCGGCUCUAUCUGGAUCUCCAUGCCCACAGCAACCGCCGGGGCGGGUUCCUCCUGGCGGACGCGGGCAGCGACGCCAAAAGCCUCGCGGAGGCCAAGCUCUUCGGCUGGGCGCUGGGCAGGCGCUGCGAGGUCUUCGAGUUCGCGCAGAGCGACUUCAGCGAGUCCAAGCGCGGCACGGGGAAGUCCUUCAUGGCCAAAGCGACUGGGAAUCCGCUUUGCUUCACCGUGGAGUGCCACUACAUACGAGGCCACCACAGCGCCUGGCCGUUUCUGCCCUCGAAGUGGCGGACGAUGGGCGCCGCGUGCCUCGUGGCGCUGCUGGAUCUCGAGGCGCUGUCCUCUGCCAGGCUCCGGCCGCUGGCGCUGCCGGAUGUGCGCCGCGCCCGGCGCCAGCUGCGAGGCCGCAAGAAGAAAAGCUACGAGGAGGAGUUCUACGGCGUGCCCAGCCGCGCGCGGCCCCACUUCGCCGAAGUCCUCUGCGGCUCCGCGGAGCACCCGCUGGCGCCGCAGCUGCAGCUGCACCCCGAGUUGAUCGGGCAAACCGUGGAGAUCAUCGACUCCUACACGGAGGGGCCCGAGACCUGGCUCCAGCUCCACGAGAGCUCCGGCCACCUGCGCCUGCGCCCCUCGGACCUCAGGCCGUGCACUGAGCAACGAGGCAGCUUCUUCUACGGGGCCUUGUGCAAGGUCGCGGUGGCGCGCUUCCCGGCGCCCGACUCGCCCACCGUCUGCUUCCUGAAUCCGGGCACCGCGCUCGAGAUCCGGGAGCGCCAGGUGGUGGACGGCGUGCUGCGCUUGCGCCUGGCCCGGGAAUCCAUGCGGGGCCUGCGCGAUGGCUGGGUCUCGGAGUUCAAGCGCUGCUGCUUCGACCCCCGCCUGGGCGGCGCCGCCCAGGUCAUGCGCCUCAGGGGCCGGCCGAAAAGCUGGGGACAGAAGGGCACCAGCUACGCCUUUGCGUGCUGAAGCGAAGCCGGGGCCCGGAGAGGAUUGCUGUGAGCCCAUGAAGAUUGAGACACGAGAAGCGAAUCGCAGACCUUCGGUGACGCGUGUCUGUUCUUGUU